CUCAUUCAUGUAAAAAAUAGAUUCUUUCGGAUGAAAGUAUCUGAUUUUGUUCAAUGAUGCUGUUGAACCUUAUCCCCUACACCAUUUCACCUCAAUAUGAUACUGUGGUUGCCUACAAGAAUAAACAACCGAGAAAAUUAAUCUAUUUAAUUAUUACGAUAACAUGUUUUGUCAGUUACUGAGAAUUCACAAUCUCCGUAGAAAAUGAACUAUUUAUAUAUCACUAUCAAUACUUUUAUGUUCUCGUGUUUGUUCCACAUUUCUGUCAAUACUAAUUGCACAACCUUAAAACAAGUUCACCUGAUAUUCAGGCAUGGCGAAAGAAGCCCUUCGAUGGUUUUUCCAAGUGAUCCAUAUAAAUCAUUUUGGUCAGAUGGUUUGGGAUACCUCACCAAUAGAGGAAAGUUGCAAAUGCACAAUUUGGGUCAACGAAUGAAACAUAAGUAUUCCUGCUACUUGUCGGAUCAUUUCGCACCUGAUGAAGUGAAGGUUUUGAGUAGCUAUUCCGACAGAUGCCUGAUGAGUGCCCAACUAUUCAAUAGUGGAUUUUUCAUUCCCAAGAAUGAGCAGAUUUGGAAUCCUGAACUACUUUGGCAGCCAAUUCCGAUCAGUUACAAGCCCAGAAAUGAAGACAAUUUGAUAGCCGCGAAACAAAAAUGUGAAAAAUAUGACGAUUCGUAUGCGAAGUUAUUUACUUCGGCCAAAUAUAAAAAAAUAUUAGAAGAAAACGCCGAACUGUUUGAAUAUCUAACAGAACACACAGGCAUCAACGUUGACACGAUAAGAAAGGUAGAAGAGCUCUAUAAUACAUUAGAAAUUGAAGAAUUACACAAUUUCACUUUGCCGGGAUGGACUGAGAAAGUUUUCCCUGCCAAAAUGAAACACCUUGCUGUCCUUUCGCUUGCCUCUUUCACAGAAACAGACUUUAUGAAGAAAAUGAAAGGAGGUCCUUUUUUGAAGAAAAUUCUAGAGGAUAUGGAGAUAGCAUCAACUAAUGCAAAUUUUACGAAAUUGUUUCUAUAUUCUGGUCAUGAUAUAACUUUAGUCAACAUUUUACGCACACUUGGCUUUACUGACAUACUCAAACCUAACUUUGCAGCAUAUUUUAUAGUGGAACUUCAUCAUACUCCCUCCCCUGAAGUGAAGAUAUACUAUAAUGACUGUGGUUGGUGCAAAGAAAGAGAACUGAAAUUGAAAAAUUUCGAACACUCUUGUACAUUAAAAGACUUCAAGGAACAAUUCGAAUCAUUAAUCCCUGAAAAUUGGCAGAAAGAUUGUAAAUGGUGAAGAAUAAAGGCAUUUUUUUGAAAAUAUUUUAUUGAAUAAUUAUCACUUACAAGGUUUAUAGUACAGCUGCUCUCACAUAAUGAAAAAUGUUAGUUCAAAUAAACACUGUACAAAUAAUUUCAUAUACAUUUAUAUGUAUCUUAUUUACAUUAUUACAAAAAGGCCUCUAAACAUGCUGAAGAACAAUAAUUGUUCAAUUAUGAUAUGUAGAUAUUGUCUUAAUUAAAAAAUAUAAUUGUGUAAAAUUAUUA
Coccinella septempunctata (seven-spotted ladybird) is the source of this 1538-nucleotide messenger RNA. Its product is annotated as prostatic acid phosphatase. Gene Ontology annotation, biological process: dephosphorylation. Bases 205 to 1287 code for a protein of 360 amino acids. Gene Ontology annotation, molecular function: phosphatase activity. NCBI's taxonomy places the organism in Eukaryota, Metazoa, Arthropoda, Insecta, Coleoptera, Coccinellidae. The record is from RefSeq and is a predicted model, not a curated record. The transcript is spliced from 6 exons.